Uloborus diversus is the source of this 1173-nucleotide messenger RNA. RefSeq names its product Fanconi anemia core complex-associated protein 24-like. Bases 123 to 779 code for a protein of 218 amino acids. Gene Ontology annotation, cellular component: Fanconi anaemia nuclear complex. The transcript is spliced from 5 exons. Gene Ontology annotation, molecular function: chromatin binding. Gene Ontology annotation, biological process: interstrand cross-link repair. NCBI's taxonomy places the organism in Eukaryota, Metazoa, Arthropoda, Arachnida, Araneae, Uloboridae. The record is from RefSeq and is a predicted model, not a curated record.
CUCUUCCUCUAUGAUACUUAGAAUACUUAGAAGCCUACCAAUAAUAGAAAACACUUUCAAAUCUGUUGAAAGUUUAAGCUGUUUUUGCUUGAGUGUUUAGUUUUGUUAGAAGUAUUUCAGUAAUGGAAGAAGAAGUAAAGGAACAGAUGGAAGAAGAUAUAGUUAAACGGUUCGAAGUCCCACCAGGAAAAAUUUUUGUUAAUGAUAGAUGGAAUGACUCGGAACUAUUAUCUCUGCUUUCCCGUCGAGUUCAAGUGCAAGUUAUGGCUUCCAUGGAUUUUAUUGAUUUUUUCCCAUGCAGUGAUUUUGGUGUAGUUUUUGUGACUGAAGGUAAUCUUGUUGCUGGAACUAGGUACAAAAGGAAUCUUGUCAGGCUAAAAAAAGCCGCAUUUGAGAAAAGUGCAGCAAUCAUUGAAAGGACUGAAAUUAGUGAACAACAUUUCAGUUCUGUGCAACAGUUUGCUGUUUUGGAGCUUGGAUUAGGAAUUAUUCCUGUGUCUGGGAUUCAAGAAUGUGCACAUGCUUUAGUUGCAAUAGUUCGAAUGGGUUGUGAAGAUAAAUCAGUUCCUUUUAUGAUGAAAAGACGAGCACCGCCGAUUGAAACUUAUCUCUUGAAAACUUUAUUAACAGUUCCUUCACUUGGGGAAACUAAAGCUCAAGCAUUGCUUUUAAAAUACAAAAGUUUAUAUAACAUAUGUAAUGCUAAAGAAGAAGAGUUGUCAAGAAUCAUUGGUGCAAGUAGUGCCAAACAAGUUUAUAAUUUUUUUCAUAAUUGCUAAAUAACUUAUACGUUUUAGUAAAUGUAUUAUAAAUACUUUCAUAUUUCGUAAGAUAAAUGAAAUGUUCUUCUGAAAAAAAUAGACUUCCAUAUGAUCCUUCAUUUAAAACGUUUUAUACAUUUGAUGUAACAUAUUUAAAAAUAAAUUCUUGAAAUAAUUAUUGUUGCACUUUAAUAAAAAUUUAGGUUACAGGAAAACCAUAUUUCUUCCACGUAGAACAUUUGUGUGGUUAACAAUGAAGUGAAUUCUUAUUAUGUCUUUCUCUCAUGCCCUAAAUAGCAGUAACUGUACAUUUUAGAAAAAAAUAUACAAAAUUAGCUUCCCCGUUGUAUAUUGUACUGUAGCCAUAAGCUUUGAAAAAUUCUUCAAUAACUAGCGACUACAAUGACCUAAA